AGGAAGUGCAUCUUUGUCUGCCCCAUGUGUUUCUUUACAUUAAUCACAGCCUAACAGGACUUAUUUAACAGUUUAUUUCCAGGCACAUAUUCAUAGCUGCCUUGCGUAUUUUCCACGUGGAUAACUUCUGCGAGGAAAGGGCAGCACCGACAGUCCGCCCGUGUCUUCUGAAUGAAAGGCGCCGUAAACAGCAGCAUGGUGAAGGAGAACAAAUGGGAUAUUCCUCCAAACGCGCCCGCGUGCAUGGAGAAGCAUCUGUGCGCGGCCCGGUACAGAGCAGAUGGAGCCUUGCUGCUUGCCGCUUCCAGUCUCACGGGCAGAAACUGGCAGGGCUCUGUUUGGGUCUACAGUAACCCAGAGCAGGCCCCCAACGAGGGCUUCUGUAAAGCAGGAGUGCAGACUGAGGCUGGGAUCACAGAUGUCAAGUGGCUGUCAGACAAAGAUAUAGUCCUUGCAUCUGACUCUGGUGCCUUAGAGCUGUGGGAGCUGACUGAGAAUGAGUCUUUGCUGGUAAACAGAUGGACCAAAUAUGAACAUGACAACAUAGUGACUAGUGUGAGCCCCAUGAGUGGAGCUAGUGGCGCUGUUACUGGCAGCAUGGACUAUAGAGUUAAAGUCUGGGACCUUAGUCAGGAGACUGUCGUUACUACCUAUCAUGCUCACACAGAGCCUGUAAAUUGUGUUGUGUGCAGUCCUACAGACGAUUCCCUGUUUGUGUCAUGUGGACAAGAUGGCCGUGUGUUGUUGUGGGACAAAAGAAAGUCAACUAAACCAGCCUCAAGAAUAGAUGUGCCAAGUCCCCUCUGCUCCCCAAGUACUGUAGCGUGGCAUCCACAUCACAGAAACACUAUAGCAAUUGGCGAUGAAUUGGGCAGAGUAACUAUAAAAGAUCUCCAGGGGGCGGAGCCAUCUCAGAUGCAGAAUGUCCACAGCCGCAGAGUGAAUGAACUCGCCUUCUCUACACAUAGCUCUGCUUUGCUGGCUUCAAUAAGCAAUGACUGUUCCGUAGCUGUGAUAAACUCUGAACUGAAGGAAAUAUAUCGAGACCGGCGACACCAGGACUUCGUGAAGGGCGUGAGUUGGCUACAUGGAGGCUCUAACUCUCUGACCUCUGUCGGCUGGGACCAUGCUGUUCUGCACCACACUGUUGCUUCUGCUCCUAACUCCAACUCUUAGAUUCCAAAUACAUAAUCAUAGACAAUGUGGAAAUAGCUGCUAAAAACAACACAUUUUUGAUAUUUUAUUUGCAGCUUUGAGUUGGAUCAUUCUGUAUUUUACUGAAGGAUUUCUAAAGCAAACGUAAAGUACUUAUCUUAAAUACGGUUUCAAACCCUGUUGCUAUUAAGUCAUUGUGUGUUUUCAAUUUGGUCAUGUGGAUUGUUAUGGUUAAACUGCAUUAAAAGUGCUGU
Periophthalmus magnuspinnatus is the source of this 1409-nucleotide messenger RNA. It is a transcript of the gene wdr77, whose product is annotated as WD repeat domain 77. Gene Ontology annotation, molecular function: protein binding. The record is from RefSeq and is a predicted model, not a curated record. Gene Ontology annotation, cellular component: methylosome. Gene Ontology annotation, biological process: oocyte axis specification. The coding region runs from base 172 to 1176 and encodes 334 amino acids. The transcript is spliced from 10 exons. Lineage: Eukaryota; Metazoa; Chordata; Actinopteri; Gobiiformes; Gobiidae.